AGCAACUCGAAGGCUAAAACCAUGCUGCGCUUUAACGCAUGGAGAAAUGGCCUAUAGGUUUCUGUCCAGCCGCGCGGCGCCGUCCUCCAGCUCCAAGUUCAGCAGCAGGUUCAUGUUCAUCUUUACGCUCUCGCUGUCCUUCACGUACGUGUGCUACAGCGUGCUCUUCUGCUCGGCUCCGGUUAUACCGAGCAGCCGCUUUGAGGAGCGACGGUGCGCGCGUGGAGAGAGCGCCGGCGCCAAGAAGCUGCUGCAGAAUUCAGCCGCUUGCACGGACGCGAACUCGAACCGAAGUGAACUAAAAGCCACGGCGGCCCCAAUGCGUGUGGCUCUGAACCGGAGCGAGCAGUCAAGCAUGCGGAACUCGCGUGUGCGCGGUCCCGACGUGACGCGCUCUAAACCGGCCAACGCUUCCACCAUUAGCGCGAGCGCGCAGCGGUACGGAAACAAGAAGCUGCCCAACGCGAUGAUCGUGGGUGUGAAGAAGGGCGGCACGCGCGCCGUGCUGGAGUUCAUCCGCAUACAUCCGGAUGUGCGUGCGCUCGGCACCGAGCCGCACUUCUUCGACCGGAACUACGACAAAGGAAUGGACUGGUACAGAGGCCUAAUGCCACGAACACUGGACAGCCAAAUCACCAUGGAGAAAACACCCAGCUACUUUGUAACACACGAGGCUCCACGCCGCAUAGCCACAAUGUCCCAAGACACCAAGCUCAUCGUGGUGGUGCGAAAUCCGGUGACACGAGCCAUCUCUGACUACACUCAGACACUGUCCAAAAAACCAGACAUCCCCAGCUUCGAGGAGCUCGCCUUCAAGAACAGAAGCCAGGGAUUGGUGGACACUUCGUGGAAUGCCAUCCGCAUAGGCAUGUACAUCCUGCACCUAGAGAACUGGCUGCAGUACUUCCGACUCUCCCAGAUCCACUUUGUAAGCGGUGAACGGCUCAUCACAGACCCGGCAGGCGAACUGGGCCGCGUGCAAGACUUCUUGGGACUGAAACGCAUCAUCACAGACAAGCACUUCUAUUUUAACCGAACAAAAGGCUUCCCAUGUUUAAAGAAGCCUGAGAGCAGCAGCACUCCUCGGUGCCUUGGCAAGUCCAAGGGCAGGACGCAUGUGCAAAUCGACCAGGAGGUCAUCGAGCAGUUGCAUGACUUUUAUAGACCUUUCAAUGUGAAAUUUUAUGAAAUGGUAGGACAUGACUUCAGAUGGGACUGACAUGGUAUCAUUUCUUAAAUGAUGAAUGAGUCAUUGGAUCAGAUCUGUCAGCCAGAUAAGAUCACUGACAGAAGGAGAGAAUGAAAACAGAAAACCUCAAAGGACACCUUAAACAAACGAAGACCAAAUGCUCUUAAGAUAUAAAAACUAGCUUAUAAGCUUACUGAAUGAUUCUAC
Molecule: messenger RNA, 1396 nt
Organism: Tachysurus vachellii
Lineage: Eukaryota; Metazoa; Chordata; Actinopteri; Siluriformes; Bagridae
Gene: hs3st2
Product: heparan sulfate (glucosamine) 3-O-sulfotransferase 2
Exons: 2
Coding region: 47-1219 (390 amino acids)
Molecular function (GO): [heparan sulfate]-glucosamine 3-sulfotransferase activity
Source: RefSeq, a predicted model, not a curated record